AUGAAACCUACUGUUAGCUACUUUCGAGUAUUUGGUUGUGUCUGCUACGUAUUUGUACCUAGUCAUUUACGUAGCAAGUUUGACAAGAAAGCAGUCAGGUGUAUAUUUGUUGGAUAUGACAAUCAAAGAAAAGGAUGGAGGUGUUGUGAUCCAACAAGCGGAAGAUGCUACACUUCAAGAGAUGUAGUGUUCGAUGAAGCAUCUUCAUGGUGGUCCUUAGAGAAGAAAGUAUUACCAGACUCGGAAAAUAUUGAAGAAGUUUUAAAACAAAAGAUGGGGGAGCAAACUGCACACAUUUGGUCAAGUGUUGAUACACCUGAAGAUCCGAGCGACACUGAUGUCAUUAAGCAAGAAGUAACUCAAACAAGUAAUGCCGGUGAAAGGGAGACGCCGCCUCCACAACUUCGAAGGACGGAAAGAAUCCGAAAGCCUAAUCCCAAAGUAAAGAGCUUAGAAAGUGUGCCUCCUGAGUUUGGUGUUGCUGGGAAUCUGAGGGGGACGAGUUGUAAUGCCUGGGAAUUUCGAAAUGCUGAUUAUUCAAAUACAGUGUUUUAUUGGCAACUCACAUCUCUUUGUAUAAAGUUCUUAUCAUUGAGCUUUAGAGGCGAAGAUACUCGCAGGACUUUUGUGGAUCAUCUCUACACAGCUCUUGAACAACAAGGGAUCUACACUUACAAGGACGACGAAACACUUCCACGGGGCGAAUCGAUAGGUCCAUCCCUUGUGAAGGCUAUAGAAGAAUCUCAAAUUGCUGUCAUCAUAUUCUCAGAGAACUAUGCCGACUCUUCAUGGUGCUUAGAUGAACUUGCAUGUAUUAUCAAAUGCAAGGAUGUGAAAGGCCAAAUCGCUAUGCCCAUAUUCUACGGUGUGGAUCCCUCUGAAAUACGAAAACAAAAACGAAAAAUAGGAGAAGCAUUUUCCAAUCAUGAGCUGGAGAACAAGAGCAAGGUUGAUUCUUGGAGAAAAGCACUUGUGGACGUAAGUAACAUAGCUGGAUGGGAACCCAAGCACGUUGCCAAUGGGCAUGAAUCAAAGGUUAUCAAAGAAAUUGCUGACACAAUUUCACAGACUUUGAAGCUAGUAACUUCAAGUGCAAACGAGAACCUAGUUGGAAUAGUGGCCCGCAUGGAAAGUUUGAAAUUAGAGUUACAAAUUGGGUCCGGAGGUGUGCGCAUGAUUGGUAUAUGGGGGGUUGGGGGUGGUGGUAAGACUACACUUGCAUCUUCUAUUUAUGAUGAAAUCUCUAGCAAGUUUGAUGGCUGUUUCUUUGUAAAAAAUAUCCGGGAGGAAUCAAGCAAGAAUGGUUUGGUAAGCUUGCAAAAAAAAAUUAUUUCCGGUGUUUCGAAACAAAAGGAAGUGCAGGGAAUAGAGAGAGUUGAGGAAGGAAGACGCAUGAUAAUGGGUAGGCUAUGCCAUAGAAAGGUCCUCAUUGUUCUUGAUGAUGUCGAUCGGCUUGACCAACUAGAAGCCUUAGUUGGAUCACAUGAUUGGUUCGGUGAAGGAAGCCGAAUAAUAAUCACAACUAGAGAUGAGCAUGUAUUAAAUGCACACAGAGUCAAUGUGACACACAAUAUUAGCUUGUUAAACAAUGAUGAGGCUAUUAAGCUCUUUUGGAAGCAUGCACGCUGGGAUUACGCACCCAUGGAAGCUUAUGAGCAGCUCUCAAAAGAGGUGGUCUCUUAUGCCGGUGGGCUUCCAUUGGCACUUACAAUUCUCGGUUCUUUUCUGUGUGACAAGAACAUUAAGGAGUGGAGGAGUGCAUUAGCUAGACUGAAAGAGAUUCCAAAUGAUAAUAUUUUGGAAACGCUAAAAAUCAGCUUUGAUGGACUUGCAAAGGUUGAGAAAGAGUUGUUCCUUGAUAUUGCAUGUUUCUUUAGGGCGGAAGAGAAAGACAAGGCAAUGGAGAUACUCGAGGCUUGUGGUUUUCAUCCAGUUAUAGGAGUGAAGGUGUUGGUGCAAAAGACUCUCAUAACCAUUUCAGAUGGAAGGUUUGAUAUGCAUGAUCUGGUGCAAGAAAUGGGACACCACAUUAUUAGAGGAGAACACCCUAAUAAUCCUGGAAAACAUAGUAGAGUUUGGAAGAAUGAAGAUGUUCUGAAAAUAUGUGCUAUGGAUGCAACCAUGGGACUUGACAAGAUCAAAGCAAUAAAUAUGAGUUUCCAGUCUGAGACAGAAGAAGAAGAGGAAGAUCUUCCUUCGGUUGCUGCAAACAUGAAGAACCUACGGUACAUGGAUUCGAGAGGUGAUCCUGCAAAAUCAUUAUUUCAUGACCUUCCACCAAGGGAGCUUUGCUGUCUUAUAUUGUCCUCAGGAUUGCAAAAACAACUUUGGGAGGGUUGUAAGUUUCUGCCAAGUCUGAAGUUACUGAAACUUCACUUUAUGAAUAACCUAAUCAUGACACCAGAUUUUAAUGGACUUCCAAAUCUUGAAAGAUUCAAUCUUUACGGAUGUUGGUGUUUAAAAGAGAUUGAUCCAUCGAUUGGAUGCUUGGAAAAGCUUGUUUUCUUAUCUAUAGAAGAUUGUCCUAGUCUUGAGAUGUUUCCACCCAUUAGUGGAAUAAAGAAACUCGAGACCCUUUCAUUCUCAGGUCACAUCAAACUUGUUAAUUGCAGCAAUCUUCCUGGUGUAGAAUGUUGUGUAGAUGAGCCUGGUUUAUGUCACAACAUAAGGUUAGGGUUUUUUCACAACUUGCAAGAACUCAGCUUCUUAAGGAAAUUGAAUCUCAGACACCGCCAUUUGGAAGAUGAAGACUUAGGCUCUGAUGUUUUAGAGUUUCCCAACUUGCAAGAACUCAAUCUAGAAGGAAAUGACUUUUCACGAUUAAGUUUUAGUUGCUUGCGACUUCCUCGGCUCAAAUGGCUCAACGUGUCAUCUAACGAAGACCUUGUAGAAUUGUCAGAGCUGCCACAAACUAUAGCUGUUGUUAAGGCGAAUUAUUGUAGAUCACUUGAAACCCUUGGAGACAUUUCAAACUGUAAAUGGUUGUGGAAAGUCUCACUUCUGGAGGAUUACAAAGUAGAUCCACUUGUUGGUGAGUUAUUAUUAGACUGCAUGCUCCAGGGGAAUGCUAUUGAAGAUCAUUUUAUCAGUUUCAGUAUUCCACAUCAGAUUCCAAAGGGGUUUGUAGGUAGCUUCUUUAGGGGAAAAACAUUUACAAAGCAUCUCCGACAUCUUAAUUACUACCCCGUGCAUAAUAAAUCUGAUGACGACACGUUUAGACUGCAUCUUCCAGAUGAUUGGUGCAAUGACUUUUGUGGGUUCUUAAUACGCAUUAUUAGCCAAGGCCUAUGUAUGUGGAUGGAUAUAAGCAUCAAGCAGGAUCCAGAUGAAGAAGAUUCUCGGUUUGAGAUUUGGCAGGAUCAUAAUGAAUCACCAGAGCAUGAAUAUGGGGGAGAUACUUCUUCUCCCUCCCAAAUUGAGGUUGUCAACACUCACCCUAUCGAUCAAUCGCUUGCUCACCAUCACCUAGAAGACCAACUCUAUCCUCACCAAGAUACGAAAAGGGAAGGUUCAUGCUCCAUCCCUAACACCGACGAUUUCAUCACAGGUAUCAAAAGCUGUUAUAGCAAGGAAAAGUUGACAACCGAGACAUUAGCCAAGGACUACUAUCUAGGAGUUGGCAUCUAGGUUAUUGUUGAUCGUGUUCAUGAGGAGGAGAUAAAGAAUGAGUUUAAGGUGGAACGUGAAGAAAUUGAGGCCAAAAAGCAAGAAAUUGUCAAGAUGUAUGACACUUUGAAAUUGAAUAUUAAUCUUCAUUUAGCUAGUCAAAAUAUUGUUAUUUAAUUUAG
Messenger RNA from Lactuca virosa, 3788 nucleotides. The record is from the annotation of a GenBank genome assembly. Lineage: Eukaryota; Viridiplantae; Streptophyta; Magnoliopsida; Asterales; Asteraceae.